Molecule: messenger RNA, 801 nt
Organism: Penicillium cosmopolitanum
Lineage: Eukaryota; Fungi; Ascomycota; Eurotiomycetes; Eurotiales; Aspergillaceae
Product: oxidoreductase, short-chain dehydrogenase/reductase family
Exons: 3
Coding region: 1-801 (266 amino acids)
Source: RefSeq, a predicted model, not a curated record
AUGCCAAAUCUCAACUACAACCCCGAAACAGAAAUCCCGGAUCUCUCGGGAAAAACGAUCUUCAUCACAGGAGGAACAAAUGGACUGGGUGCUGAAUCGGCCCUUCAUCUGGCCCAGCAUAAUGCUGCACACAUCUAUAUCAGCGGGAGAAACGCCAAGAGCGCCGACAGGGUCAUCCAGCGAAUCCGCGAGAGUGGUUCAAGCACCGAAAUCACCUUCAUAGAAUGCGAUCUAGCUUCUCUAUCAUCCGUCAAGAAGACAAGCGAGACAUUCGUAUCGCAGACAUCUCGCCUGAGACAUCCUGCUCUGCAACGCUGGAAUUAUGGCCUCGCCACCCUCUUUGACAACAGACGGGACUCAUGCUCCACCCAAGCGGAGGGGAUCAUCUUUGACAAGUUGAAAACAGUCCAAGAUGAUUUCUUUGUUGGGGGGUCAUGGCGUCGAUAUGGGCAAAGCAAACUUGCUAACCUCCUCUAUGCGCGAGAACUCGCCCGUCGGUACCCUGGUAUUAUCUCCGCAUCAAUUCACCCCGGUGUCGUGUCGACGGGACUGGUUGGAAAUCAGAAAUUCUUAGACCGCGCUCUGAUUUAUGUCACGACCAUCGGGAAAAUGUUAAAGCCCGAGGAAGGGGCGUACAAUCAAGUUUGGGCUGCAACGACUGCGAAGGGAAAUAUUGAGAAUGGUGCGUUUUAUGAGCCGGUAGGGAAAUCUGCGCAUUAUAAACUGGGCAAGACGGCAAAGGAUGAUCAGUUGGCGGAGCGGUUGUGGGAGUGGACUCAAGAGGCCCUUGAGGAGUUUUAA